Messenger RNA from Cetraspora pellucida, 900 nucleotides. The record is from the annotation of a GenBank genome assembly. Lineage: Eukaryota; Fungi; Glomeromycota; Glomeromycetes; Diversisporales; Gigasporaceae.
AUGGAAUUGGUACUUGAACAAGAAUAUAACAAACAACCGAUAACAAAUAAUGUUGUUCUCGAAUUACUCAAGAACAUUAAUGUUGUUAGAGGAAAAAUUAUAAGUUCAAAUCAAUCUCGAAACCAUCUUCGUAAUGAACUUCGUGCCUUGAUUAUAAGGGAUGGUUUGCUCUCAUUAUUUGUUACGAUUAAUCUAGCAGACCUUCACAGUCCAAUUGUGAUGAUGUAUGCAGGAAAAAAAAUUAACAAUGAUUCUCUACUCUCUGAUAAUUUUCCAACUGCGACAGAAAGGGCAAAAUUAGCUUAUCUCGAUCCAGCUGCUGUGGCAAAAUACUUUGAUGUUGUUAUAAAGCAUAUAAUCAAAUUUAUAAUUGGUUAUAAGAGACCAAAAGGUGGUGUGUUAGGUGAAAUAAAAAAUUACUAUGCAAUAAUUGAGUAUCAAGAUUGUGGAACACCCCAUUGUCAUAUGUUGAUUUGGCUUGAAGGGGUCCUCAAUCUAAUUGAACUUCGAGAAUGUUUAAAGAAUGAUAAAAAUUUUAAAGAACAGUUAAUGCAUUAUGUGAAUGAAAUCGUUAAGAAAGAUCUUAGCUACCUUUUUCCUGAUGGCCAAUAUUUAACCAAUAAAAUGUUAAUGGAAGAAUAUAUAUCUCUGAAAACAAAUUUGGAAAAGAGAAUGCACCCAUCGUUCUUACCUAUUCUGGACCCACAAUUGCCAGAUUUUGAUGAGAAAUUUCGUCUUGAUGUUCUUGCAAUUGCUAAAUGUAUACUAUUUCACAAGUGUACUAAAUCGUAUAAAAAAUAUAAUUGUAGUAGGAUAUCUAAUUGCUGUUUUGAUUUUCCUCGUGAAAUAGUUAAAGCACCCAGAAAAAUCUAUCCUGAACUUGGGGUUAUUGUCUUUUAA